UUUCAAAAUGAAAUAUUAAUUUUUGAAACAAUUAAUGGACGAAAUGACAAGAACACCUUUCAGCAGAGUCAGAGCUAACCUUGCUGGCAACUACAAAGCAAGUUGUACUGACCAGAAGCAAUUCAGGUUGAGUGACAACCGCCAGAUUGUUCUAGAAAGCAAAGCUUCUGCUUUAGGCUUCAAGGAAAAUUCUGACAAAAACUUGAAUUGAGCUCCUCGUAGAUCAGUAUUUUCUUAUGGUAUCCAAACGCAAAGUGGGUCCCGGAUCAGACCCUUGAGAUGUAAUGCCCAGCAAGGGCGUGGAAAGAAGAUAGGCAUUCUUAAGAAGCAGAAAGCCUACAGAAACUUAUUCGUACUCCUAGAGCCAGCUAGCAAUCAGCAAGCUUCCUAG
This is a messenger RNA of Moneuplotes crassus, 391 nucleotides long. NCBI's taxonomy places the organism in Eukaryota, Ciliophora, Spirotrichea, Euplotida, Euplotidae. The record is from the annotation of a GenBank genome assembly.